Darwinula stevensoni is the source of this 2685-nucleotide messenger RNA. Lineage: Eukaryota; Metazoa; Arthropoda; Ostracoda; Podocopida; Darwinulidae. The record is from the annotation of a GenBank genome assembly.
AUGUGGACUGAAAGCUUUGCGGCCAUUCCCCUACGUAAUAGCGGCCCCACGGCCACUUCGGGGAAGGAAUUCUCUCCUUCUGGAGAGGAAAUAAUCGCGUCGCCUCGGGGAGGAUCUCCUUUUGGAUCCCAUGAGAUGCCUGUCCUCACCGUCCUCAUCGGACUGUUGUACUUAAGUCACGUUGAAGCCCAGCCGGCAUGGGUGAGGGAGGACCUGAUGGGAAACUGUUACUUCAACUGGACCGUCCGGGACCGAUUCCAGCGCAUGCCCAUGACCAUGGGCAACCUAAUCGGCCUCAUCAAGAAGGUGGAACGGCAACCCAUUGCGUAUUACUGGGAUGUCUACACCAUGGCAGCUAACCUACUUAGAAGAUUUCAGAUUGAUGGAUUGCAGUUUCUGCCCUUGAACCUCGGUGGAAGCAUCAUCUCAGGCUCAUCGGGGAACUCGAAGUCGGACCUGUUCUGGAGAAUGAGUCCCAUCGGAACGGCCGAAGACUUCCCGGAAGACUCGCUCACAGUCGAAGAGAAGUGCGCGCUGCACUGGAUGCUUUCGCACAGCCUGAACGACACGAGGCGGCCCGAGGAGGUUGAAGGCUGUCACGAUCGGGAUGGAAGACACAAGCGCCAUGCGAAAGGUCGCAAUACCACCCCAGACUACGAGAAGAGCCUCCACCCGCUGGAAUACGGCGUGAUCUACACGGACUACGGAACGGUGGCCGCCGGGCAAGUCCUCAUGGGUCUCGCCGUCAGGGACAGGGUCGCCAAUGUCAAAGUGGCCGACCUCUUCCGUGACGAGAGCGAAAUUGUCAAGUACCUCAAUUCUGAAGGACAUAGAGGUAGCCAGGGAUCGCAGAGCAUCACGGCCUACUACGCUGCUACCAUCGCCGGUGAUUUGGCAGAGGCAGCCGCGUACGACGCCGCGUCGGCGAACGGCUCGCAACAACUGAUCGGCCCAUCGGGCACGUGGAACUCCCUCACGCGGAUGGGGGAACAAGAGCAGGUGAAUGGGACCUCCUCGUGCAGGCUCUACCCAUCGGAGUACGCCCUGGCCGACGAGAUGGACCUUGUCUCCCAUGCCACGCACGCGGAACUCCACGGAGGCAUCGACGGGCUGUUGCUGGCAGUAAGGAUCAAGGACUGGAAUAGUUGCUCCUUGAAGCUAUCGCAGAUCCUGGAAAUGUACUAUUCCGACCGAGGAGUCUCCCUCAACACGGAUCGCGUCUUUGGAGCCUGCAACCGAUUCAAUCUCAUCGAAGCCUAUAGGGCAGAAUUGAGCAGUCAGACGCAUGUCAUGGCGUAUGCUCUCUACCUGGAGUCUUUCGGUCUCCUCCCUCCGCCACGGGGAUCCUCCAUCAUAUCCAGAAUCAAUGAGUCAGUCCAGAAAGUUUUUCUGCAGUACUGGGAGUUCGUUCAGCAAAGCAAGGCUACGUCCUGCAGAACGAUGUGCCGGGAUAGCAAGAACCACCCACCGGCUCCGAACGUGGACCUGUACGUCAUUUUCGACAUGGACGGUAGCGAACAAGAACUUCUGGAGGCCAAGGAAGUAGUGGUGAACCUAAGGUCGCUAGAGCACUUGGCUGACAACCUGGCCCCCAUGGGAACGAACAGGGUUGCCCUCAACAUCUCCGACAACCGGAGGAAUACCUCGACGUCUGUCUUUGACUUGGGACAGGAGUUCAACCCGGGGGGGUUUGCCUUCAAGCUGCUCAAAACGGAUUUCAGAAACGUCAGUUCGAGUUUUGACUUCGGGGACGCCAUGGCGCAAGUCCGUCGCCGGUUCCAGGAGGAACGCAAGUUCGAGCGGGACCAAAACCUGGGCGGGACGAACGGCAAGGUCGUCCUCUUCGUCGUGCCGAGCAGCGAGCCCGAGUCUAGUGACAAGGGCGUGUUGACGCUGGAGAAGAUGGUUCGGGAUUUCAUCAAAGACUUUCCCGAUAUUCGUCUCAACAAGCAGUGCUUUCUGCGACCGACCCUGGCUAAACGCUUCUGUGGGUGGACACAGCGGAUGGUAUACCCGGGAUGCGGCCAGAGCAUCAGCGACGGGAAAGACAACAUCUUCAGGGGACUCCUCGUCCCGGGGACCACACGGUAUAUGAUGUACCAUGGCUCCUGGUUGAAUGGCAGUGAUAAUCUCGUAUUCAAGGUUAAAGCGCACGACUCAACCAGCAACCUCACCGUGUGCUGGGGUCGCUACGUCCUCGACUUCGGUCGACUGCAGCCCGAGGAAGAUGGCUGCGGAAACACGUCGGAUGCGAAGAGGGACAAGAAGGUCAUGAUCGAAUUGAAGCACCCAUGCAGCCGGAACCGGGAGUGCGACCCCAUCUACAUAUCGGUCCGAGUCGCCAACGACUUCCAUCCCAGCAAGGAGCCCGUCUGCCUCGGUAAUGCCGUCGCAUGCCACUUCCCCGACCAGAUUCGGUACUCAGUGCGACACACCGGAAUGAAAUGCAAAUGACCGUCUCUCAUCUACAUAUUAGGAAGUUAACCUCAGCCGUGUAUAAUACACUAAUCGAUGCUUACCUCCACAUGAACAGUGCAGGCAGGAAAUUCAUGCAUUAAACUCCUUUGUUUUAAAAUGUUGCGGGUUACUCGGACUGAAAUAACCCUGGUGCCAUUUGAAUGAGUCCCGUUGGAAUGAACCCCACGGAAUAAGUAUUGUACAUAUACAGUGCAUUCAGAGAAGUCG